Molecule: messenger RNA, 2976 nt
Organism: Chara braunii
Lineage: Eukaryota; Viridiplantae; Streptophyta; Charophyceae; Charales; Characeae
Source: the annotation of a GenBank genome assembly
UGUUUUCCCUUGGGGUGUGGAGUAAGCGGGGGAAGGAAAAACGACCAGGCUGACCAAGCGCCAGGAAGCAAACCAAUCAUACAUCUUGAGAAGGACCUGCAGGAAGGAACUGGCAUUCCAGGUGCGAUGCCACAGAGUUUGAGCCAUAAUGAAGGAGUCUCAACAGAUAAUACGCCUGAUUCUGGGGAUGCAAAAAACCUUCGAAUUAAGCUGGUGCUUCUUGGGGAUUCAGGGGUAGGAAAGAGCUGUAUUGUGUUGCGGUUUGUCCGUGGACAGUUUGAUGCUUCAUCGAAGGUUACAGUCGGUGCAUCUUUUUUAUCACAAACAGUUACUCUUCAGGAUACCACUGUCAAAUUUGAGAUUUGGGACACUGCAGGGCAGGAGAGAUAUGCUUCUCUUGCACCAUUGUAUUAUCGAGGCGCAUCUGCUGCAACUGUUGUGUAUGAUAUUACAAAUGUGGAAUCCUUCCAGAAAGCAAAGUUCUGGGUGAAGGAACUUCAAAAGCAUGGGUCUCCUGGGAUUGUCAUGGCACUUGUUGGCAACAAAGCAGACCUACGAGUCGAUCGUGCAGUCAACGUUGAGGAAGCUCAAGCAUAUGCAGACCAGAAUGGGAUGUUCUUUAUCGAAACCUCUGCAAAGACAGCUGACAACAUUAAUGAGCUCUUUGAGAGUAUUGCAAGACGACUACCUCGAGGUCCCGGAACAACACCAAAGCGUGUAGCCCCUCAUGGGAGGGGUUGAAAUUUUUUGAUACAAAUGUUGCGGGUAAUGAUGAUAUGGACAAAGUCAAAGCAAUUUGGAUGUCUGCCAAGCCAAGAAAUGAAUGAGACGACGGUGUCGGUGUUAGGGGGAGGAAGGGGGUGGGGAGGGGGUGGGGAGGGGGCAGGGUGCAUGCAUGGGAGGGCUCUGAAUGGCUUUGGCCAGUCAUCGCACGACGAGCACCGGGGUCAGACACCUUGACAGCAAGGCAGCAUUAAAGAGCUAGAAAUUGUUGGUUGUGUUUGUGGUAAGGCGCAGUGACAAAUAAAAUGAUGGAGGGAAAGGUAACUGCCAUCAGGGUCAGGGGUGGAGUAUAGAACGACGUUGAGUUGUGCCCGCAAAGUUUCGAGUGCCAUUUUGAUGUGGCAUCGAGUCUUGAGUGAUACCAAGGGCACUGCUGAAGUACACCUGAAUGCCAUCGCUAGAUCAUGGGGCGGGAUGAUGCGGCUAAGGAAGGACCUAUACUAUUUUUGCUUGCUGCGGCUGGUAGGAUCCAAGUCAGGAUUGCAACAUUAAUAACAUUGUUGCUUCUGGGUGGAGGGAGCGAUCUGCUCUGCAUAUAUACCAAGGGUGAAGGUUAUGGAGACGCCGAUUGUUUCUCAGUGAAAGCAGGACCCAAUCUGUUAGGCAUGGUUGUAGGGACCAAUGUUACUCGUCCCGACGCGAGUGUGAAAGGGCAGAUAUCUGCAGAAAUAAAUGAAAUAAUAAUACCGUUUUGCAGCAUGGCGUGGACAAAGCAGUGUGUCUACUCGGCUAAGCAUCGCCUUAAAAUUUGCAGGUCUCGCAUCGCCAGGUAUCUGAGUUAAGCGAAAUCGCAAACAUGGCAUGAUUUGGUUCACGCUCCUUUUUGACAUGGCCACAGAGUUGUGAUUUUUUGGCCCCGGGAUACUGUCGACGUCACGUCGAACAGGGAUUGACGCCGAACAACAUGACACGAGAUAUUUGCAGGGACGCUCGGCAAGGACGGUAACCAAUGGGUCACACACCUCCUCUGCGAUUUCCACAGAGUCAUCGUCACUCCUGUGAUAUUGUUGAAGUUGUGAAGAGGCGCGGGAGGAACCAACCUCCACGGAGGGCGGUCAGGAUGGAGCCAUCAAGGUGAAUUUCAGUUGUGGUAUUUCAAGUUCGCUGGGUGCGCAAUGCGCAUUGAAUUUCAGAUGCAUGUUCCCAGGAUCAGCGGCCGUCCAUGGUCUAUCACUCUCUGCCAUCUGUUUGUUCACAAUUCUAUACCAGACUUCAGUAAAGAUCAACCUAUUCAUCUUCAGCCAUAUGGGUGUAGGUGUGAUGAAGUUUGUAAGACGAGUAAUGACACCAACAAUGAAAAUCCUAUCACCUGUGGAGAUGCUGAUGUGCCACAAGGAGCGGAUUCCUUCCUCGUUGCUGACAUAUACUGAGCAGUACGUUGUCGCUCGGAUACUGCAGAAGAGUAGCCAUACCUUGUUUCUUUGGCAGAGGAGGGAGAGGGGUCCUUGCCAGGCAAUGCUGUUUGAAGUCCGAACAAUAGUCGGCGCUUGUGCAAGGUGGUGCUGCACAAAAGACAGACUAACCAUGCUCACACCUUUCGCGGACAAGGGCAUACCAGUUCUCUUCUGUGCCACGCCCCAUGUCAAGAGUCCCCCCUCCCAUAGAUGCCCAUUUUUUUAUUUCUGCAGGCUGCAGGGCUCCACCCUUCUCAACAACCAACCGUCUUAUGUUCUCUUUGUUUUUGUUUUGUAUUUCCAUGUCAAGAGUUUUCUUAUGACAACAUUUCUCUUAAAUCAAGUUAAAUGUGUUUUUUAUAUAUAUAUUUUAUUCACAAGUAUUUUAUUGAAGAUUCUGAUUUGUUCUCAAGUAUCCAGUUUCAGUUUUGAAUAACAGUACAACGAAUAUAUAUGAGGUAUUGGUGAUACACAUUGCACUCCCGAGCAUUUUGCGUCAGGUCGCCGGUCGGUAUGCUGUGCGAGGAGUGGAGUGGGGGCUGCUCCAAAUGUCUAUUUUCUAAGCACUAUCCUCAUUUCUUCUGGCCAUGUUACUGAAAACAAGACUGGAAUAGGAGAAAUUGGUUUCCAUUUGUUUAUUCAGGGCAGAGAAGGUUUUUUUGAAAUUUUCGUUUGGUGGGAUAUAACUUAGAUAAGUGAGACACUGUGACUUUUUCCCUUUUUCUUUAUGGGUUUCUCCUUGUUUCUUUGGUCUUUUUUUUUUUCUCAAUCAACUUCAGAAUGAAAUUUCAUUUCAAAG